Molecule: messenger RNA, 1297 nt
Organism: Anolis sagrei ordinatus
Lineage: Eukaryota; Metazoa; Chordata; Lepidosauria; Squamata; Anolidae
Source: RefSeq, a predicted model, not a curated record
AUGUCAUCCAUGGAAGUCCUGGGUCAUAUCACGGCCACAGAAGCCCUCAUUGCCACGGCUGUUUUCUGCUUGCUCUUCAUGUAUGUGAAGUCCUUCAAGAAUCAGAUUCCCAAGGGUUUGAAGAAAAUCCCUGGACCCAUAGGAUACCCAAUGAUUGGCAACGCAUUGCAGAUGGGGAAGCAUCCUCACCUGAGCCUGACACGGAUGAGCCAGAAAUAUGGAGACGUGAUGAUGAUCCAUAUUGGCAACACGCCGGUGUUAGUGCUGAGCGGGCUGAGGACCAUUCACCAGGCUUUGGUGAGGCAAGCAACCGAGUUCAUGGGACGUCCCGACCUUUAUAGCUUCCGUUGCAUCACCAAUGGGGAGAGCCUGGGUUUUGGCCGGGACUCCGGCGAAGUGUGGCGCGCCCGGCGUAAAAUGGUCCAGAAUGCCCUCAAGACCUUUGCUACCUCCCCGAGUUCCAAUUCCUCUUCCACAUACCUCGUGGAAGAACAUGUCUCCAAAGAGGCCGACUAUCUGAUCACCAAGUUCGAAGAGCUGAUGCUGGAGAAAGACUCCCUCGAUCCCUAUGAGCACAUCUUGAUCUCCACGGCCAACGUCAUUUGCGCCAUGUGUUUCAGCAAGUGCUACAGCCAUGACGAUGAGGAGCUCCUCGGCAUCGUCAGCAUCAGCGAGAAGUUUGUGGAAGUGGCCACCUCUGGCAACCUGGCCGAUUUCAUUCCGCUGCUUCGAUAUCUUCCAAUGAACAGCAUGAAGAUGUUUCAUGAAUUCAAUCGAAGGUUCUUCACUUUCCUGCUCAAGGGGAUUCAAGAGCACUACGAGAGUUUCAGUAAGGACAGUAUCCGGGACAUCACCGAUUCUCUCAUCGAACAAAGCCAGAAAAUGUUUUCUACCUCAUCUGAAAACCUAGUCAGUCUUCUCAAUGACCUUUUUGGAGCUGCAUUUGACACAGUGUCUACUGCUAUGUCCUGGUGCCUUAUGUACAUUGUCAUUCACCCUGAUGUCCAGAAGAAGAUCCAAGAAGAAAUAGAUGAGGUCAUUGGCAGAGCACGGAAACCCCGGCUAUCGGACCGACCUCUGAUGCCUUAUACCGAAGCUUUCAUUCUGGAAGUGUUCAGACACGCCUCGUUUAACCCCUUCACAAUUCCCCACUGCACAACCAAGGAAACCGUCUUAAAUGGCUACUAUAUCCCAAAGGACACCUGCGUCUUCAUCAACCAGUGGCAAGUCAACCAUGAUGAGUAAGUUGACCCAGAGCCUUGAAGAACCAGUUAUUCUCCAUCCAAAGUUUGGAAGA